Messenger RNA from Melanaphis sacchari, 798 nucleotides. RefSeq names its product U1 small nuclear ribonucleoprotein 70 kDa-like. The transcript has a single exon. Lineage: Eukaryota; Metazoa; Arthropoda; Insecta; Hemiptera; Aphididae. The record is from RefSeq and is a predicted model, not a curated record. Bases 1 to 798 code for a protein of 265 amino acids.
AUGGCUGGUAAACGCAGCACUCAGAGGCGAUUGAAGGUUAUCAAGUUGGCAGAGCGAAGCAGAACUUUAAGAAGAAACGACGUCGGUACUACCGAAGACGGCGUUGGUCAAUCGACCAGUGGUGUCAGCGAUCUAAUAACAUUGAGACGUGGUCGUCGAUCAUCGACGAGGCGAAGGUCGAAGAACCGUAGAAGGCGGAGCCGAACGCGGUCUGGUCGCCGUCGUAUCAGGAGACGUAACAUAGGCAGUACCGAAGAAGACGAAGAUGAUGACUAUGGGACGAAUACAGACGCUGGAGAAGACGACGACGACUCGUCAACGGUAGACGCGACGUCCCGGAGACGUAGGAGAAGGCGAAGGAGUAGGCGAAGGAGCGAUCGGCGUCGUCGCCGUCAAUAUCAGAUCAGUGGAAGCGACGAAGACGACGGCAAUGAUAAUACCGACGCAGAGGCUACCGACGAUACAUCGUCGUUCAGUGGUGGUAGUUCCGUCCUCACAAUGGCUACCAGUGGGUGUGACAGACGCCGCAGGAAGAGAAGGAUGAGAAAGUCUUCAAGACGGCGAUCAAUGGGGAGCAAGACAAGGAAAAGGAGAAGAAGAAGUCGUAGGAUGAGAAGUAGUGGCUGUAACAUCAGCACGUUAUCUACCAUAGCGGAUAGCGAAAUGUCCGACGAUUUGACAGAGACAAGCGGGACAGGCCAUCGACGUACCACGAGCCACAAUCAACCCGGUACCGUGGCCAGCACUCGGCGAGAUGCCAAGAAAUCAAACUUGGCCGGACGCUCUGCUUCUGUCUAA